AGUGGUCGGCGUGGAGGGCGGGGCGUCCGAGGCCGGGUUUGGUCCUGAGGACACAGAGGACGUGGCGGAAUGUACCGGCUGCUGAACUGGGGUCUGGGCCGAGGCCUGUGGGCUGCGGGCCGGCGGUGCCGGGGCUGCGCCGGACGCUUGCUACCGGAGCCGGCGGGCGGCGCGGGGUCCGGCGCGGAGGAGCUGCAGUCUCGAGGGGCCGCGGGUCAGGCCCGGUGACCUCCGCCGCUUCCCGCAGCGCUCGCCUGGUUCUCGCGGCCCGCUGCAUCGGAGGAGCAGCAGGGAGAGGGCGGGGCCGCCGCCGAAGACGCGGCGAAUGCAGCGGAGGCCGAGAUUAUCCAGCUGUUAAAGCGAGCCAAGUUGAGCAUAAUGAAAGAUGAGCCAGAAGAGGCUGAGCUAAUCUUGCAUGAUGCUCUUCGCCUUGCAUAUCAGAGUGAUAACAAGAAGGCCAUCACUUACACAUAUGAUUUGAUGGCCAACUUAGCAUUUAUACGAGGUCAGCUUGAAAAUGCAGAGCAACUUUUUAAAGCAGCAAUGAGUUACCUUCUUGGAGGAGGCAUGAAGCAGGAAGACAAUGCAAUAAUUGAAAUCUCCCUGAAGCUGGCCAGUAUCUAUGCUGCUCAGAAUAAACAGGAAUUUGCCCUCGCUGGCUAUGAAUUCUGCAUUUCAACUCUAGAGGAAAAAAUUGAAAGAGAAAAGGAAUUAGCAGAAGAUAUUAUGUCAGUGGAAGAGAAAGCUAAUACCCACCUCCUCCUUGGCAUGUGCUUAGACUCUUGUGCACGCUACCUGCUAGUUUCCAAGCGGCCAUCACAGGCACAAAGGAUGUAUGAAAAAGCCCUUCAGAUUUGUCAAGAGAUACAAGGAGAAAGACACCCACAGACUAUUGUGCUGAUGAGUGACUUGGCUACUACCCUGGAUGCACAGGGUCACUUUGAUGAGGCCUACAUUUAUAUGCAGAGGGCAUCCGAUCUGGCAAGAGAGACAGAUCAUCCUGAGCUGCACAUGGUGCUCAGCAAUCUGGCUGCAAUUUUGAUGCACAGAGAAAGAUACACACAAGCAAAAGAGAUCUACCAGGAAGCACUGAAGCAAGCAGAGCUGAAAAGAGAUGAGGUUUCUGUACAGCACAUCAGGGAAGAAUUGGCUGAACUGUCAAGAAAAAGUAGACUGUUGACUUAAUUUUGCCAAGCUCUAAUUUAUUUUGUUGUAGGGAGGUCAUCUCUGGUAACCCAAAUGAACUUUUACUCCAAUUUCUGGCACCCCAGUCAGUGGUGUUAAUCAUUCGUUGAUACUCAGCUUUCUUCAACUUAGCCUCAGUGAAGGAUGAGCUAUAUACACUGCCACUUUUUUCAUUUGAUUUUGAGCAGGGCUUCUCUAUGUAGGCUGACCUGGAAUUCACUGUAUAGCUGAGAUUGGCCUCCAGCUUGUAGUCCUGCCUUACCUCAACCCGCAAGUGCUGGAACUAUAGGCAGGUACCAUCAUGCCUUGUCUUUAAAGGAGAAACAAUUUUUACCUUGUACUGAUUAUAAGGACCGGUGUCAAUUGAUGCUUUCCAGUGUAACAUGAAAGUACAAUAUGUGCUGGUCUGAGAAAUUACAGACUACAAUGGGCCAGUUUUCCUGAGGUAUGGUCAUUACACCUUCCAUAAGAUAUUGGUCUGUAUCUUCUCCUUUUCCAUUUCUAGCAGACCAGUUACUUGUCUAAUGGCACAGGAGGAUUUUGGUUCUUAUAAUCUAUUUUAUUGAAGCAUUGUGAGAUUUAAUGAAUAUAGGAAGAAAAAUAAUUCUAGUUGGCCAGUGGUCAGCAGCAUUAACUUCUUAAGUGGGAAUUAGAUACUUCAUCUGUUUAUCAUAUAUAAGUAUUAAAAAUGGUGGUGGGGGAAGGAAAGUAAAUUCUUUGCUAGUACUGUCUGAAUACUUGACUUCCUUUGCAACCACCGUCAUACAGUGGAAUUAAUAGGCGACCCUCUUGAUAAUACUGAUGUGUAUGCACUGUUGGUAAUGGGGAGCCACUGACCUAAAUCCUUGUUAGUACUGGCUUUUUGAUUUUGGGAUCUCUCUAUUCUCAUCUGUAAAGUGGGAAACAAAUGAGAUUCUUUCUCAUGGGAAAAGACUGCUUUGCUGAAAAAGCUUUAUCACUGCUUCAAGUACAAGUUACACAGAUGGAUGGUCUCAUAUUUGCAGUCAUGCAAACAGCCAUUUGUCUAAGGGAAGGGACAGUUUUUCUGGGUACCAUGAAGGAAUACUAAUGGUAUUGAUAUGCCUGUGGGGGUGGGGGAUACAUGAGAGAGACUGGGAAAUGGAUUGUUUGCUUAUAUGUACGUACUGGAAGAAUCUUUUCAUAAUAAAAUAGAGACUACACAACAA
Molecule: messenger RNA, 2372 nt
Organism: Nannospalax galili (Upper Galilee mountains blind mole rat)
Lineage: Eukaryota; Metazoa; Chordata; Mammalia; Rodentia; Spalacidae
Gene: Ttc19
Product: tetratricopeptide repeat domain 19
Exons: 10
Biological process (GO): mitochondrial respiratory chain complex III assembly
Cellular component (GO): mitochondrial inner membrane
Molecular function (GO): protein binding
Source: RefSeq, a predicted model, not a curated record